AUGGAGGCCGCGGGCGCCGGGACACGGGCGGCUGCGCGGCGGCGGGACCGGCGGCUGCGGGCGCCGGCGACCCUGAAGGAGCAGCGGGAUCCCCAGCCAGGCGGGCGGCUGCCGCAGAGGAGGUGGGUAAGAGACCGGUGGGCGAAUCCCGCGGCCCCGUCCCGCGGCCGGGCAGUGGGGCCAGAGUCGAUGGGCGUCCGGCCCAGGCCCCGGGAGGCGCGCUGGGAGCUCCGGGCGCAUGACAGCAAUCUUCGGCCCCCAAGCCCCGUGUCCGCGGCGGGUCCUGCCCGCCGCCCCAGCCCGCACAGCAGCAGGCACGGACAGAGUCUCGGAACCGUGAUGCGACCUCAGCAGCGGGCCAGGCUGGGAAUCCUGGCGCCCUGGCGGGAAGCUUCGACAUCCUCAUCUGCGAAAUGCGUUGAUCGUGCCUUCCACCCCUGGCGAAUUGAAGAGGCUCAAGAAGCAGUCUUUCGAGAAGUGGUCAGUUUUACCCCAGACCCUUUGCCAGUUCGAUAUUAUGACAAGGACACCACCAAACCCAUCAGCUUUUACUUGUCUUCCCUGGAGGAACUCUUGGCAUGGACGCCCAACGUGGAGGACAGCUUUAACGUGGCCUUAGGGCCCCCUGAGUGUCGGCAGCCCCCUCUGAGCAGCAGCAGGCCCCGGACUUUGAUGUGCCAUGACAUGAUGGGCGGGUACCUGGAUGACAAGUUUAUUCAGGGCUCAGCCACGCAGAACCCCUAUUCCUUCUACCACUGGCAGCACAUCGACAUCUUUGUAUACUUCAGCCAUCACACGGUCACCAUCCCCCCGGUAGGCUGGACCAACGCUGCCCACAGGCAUGGGGUCUGUGUGCUGGGGACUUUCAUCACCGAAUGGAAAGAAGGGGAGCGGCUCUGUGAGGCCUUCCUGGCUGGGGACGAGCGCUCAUACCAGGCGGUGGCCCGUCAGCUGGUCCUGAUUGCCCAGUUUUUCCGAUUCGAUGGCUGGCUGAUCAACAUCGAGAACUCUCUGAGUCUGGCCGCCGUGGGGAACGUGCCCCACUUCCUCCGGUACCUGACCACUCAGCUGCAUCGACAGGUCCCCAGGGGCCUGGUGCUCUGGUAUGAUAGCGUGGUGAGCAGCGGGCAACUCACAUGGCAGGAUGAGCUCAACGAGCACAACAGGGUUUUCUUCGAUUCCUGCAAUGGCUUCUUCACCAACUAUAACUGGCGGGAGGAGCACCUGGAGCGGAUGCUGGGGCAGGCUGGGGAGCGCCUGGCCGACGUGUACGUGGGAGUGGAUGUGUUCGCCCGGGGCAACGUCGUCGGGGGCCGGUUCCACACGGACAAGUCACUGGAGCUGAUCCGGAAGCACGGGUUCUCGGUGGCUCUGUUCGCACCUGGCUGGGUGUACGAGUGUUUGGAGAAGGGGGAUUUCUUCCAGAACCAGGACAAGUUCUGGAGUUUGCUGGAACGCUAUCUGCCCACGCACAGCAUCUGCUCCUUGCCCUUUGUCACUUCCUUCUGCCUGGGCAUGGGGACUCGAAGAGUCUGCUAUGGCCAGGAGGAGGCCGUGGGGCCCUGGUACCACCUGAGCGCCCAGGAAAUCCAGCCCCUCUUUGGAGAGCACAGGCUGGAAGGGGACGGACGGGGCUGGGUGAAGAUGCACUGCUGCCUGGAAGACGCCUGGAACGGGGGCAGCUCUCUGCUUAUCCGGGGGCUGAUUCCGCCUGAGGUUGGAAACGUGUCUGUGAGGUUAUUCUCCCUGCAGGUCCCAGUGCCGCCCAAGGUUUUCCUGUCCAUGGUGUACAAGCUAGAAGGACCUUCGGCUGUGGGGGUGGCUUUGGAGCUCACCACGGGGGACGCAGGCAGCUGUCACGUGGGAGACAUCUCGGCGCUGAGCGCAGAAACGAGCCCAAGGCACAGUCCCCGACCCCUCCGGGUGCCCCCGACCAAGCUGGCCAAAUGGGUGGGCCGCUGCGGCCAGCAGCUCAGCGGGGGCUGGGUCCAGCGCUGCUACGAAGUGAAUCUGCGGGGCUGCCUCCUGCAGGCCCUCUUCGUUAAUUUCUCCCGGGCCCCGGGCAGCCAGGAGGAGAGCUUCGUCUGUCGCCUUGGAGAGAUCCAGGUGGUGGAUGCCAAUAGCCUGCUGACCCCUCUGCCUCAGGUGCAGGCCGUGACUGUCUCGCAGGUGCGCUGGCAGCCGGCCGCCUCCGAGGGGGAGAGCGGCCCCGCUGGGCUCCGGCUCAGCUGUACUCUGCACUGGGCCUACCGCCUCCCUCACGCCCGAUGCUUCCGGAUCCACUGCUGCCGAGGGUCAGGAGGUGACGCUCCUUGCAGGGGGCCGUCGGAGCCAGAGAGGCCCACGCUCCUGGGCCUGGCUUUUGUCAACCGGUAUCGGAUAGUGGACCUAGCAGUGGCACCCGCAGAGCCUGGCCGGGAUGGCCGUGUGGAGUUCCUGGUGGAGCCCAUCCCCAAGGAGGGGUUUCUGGUGCCACGGGCCGAGUGGGGCAGGGCGGCCAUGCUGUACUCCACGCCCCGCACAUGA
Messenger RNA from Lipotes vexillifer (Yangtze River dolphin), 2526 nucleotides. It is a transcript of the gene ENGASE, whose product is annotated as endo-beta-N-acetylglucosaminidase. NCBI's taxonomy places the organism in Eukaryota, Metazoa, Chordata, Mammalia, Artiodactyla, Lipotidae. The record is from RefSeq and is a predicted model, not a curated record. Bases 1 to 2526 code for a protein of 841 amino acids. Gene Ontology annotation, biological process: protein deglycosylation. Gene Ontology annotation, cellular component: cytoplasm. Gene Ontology annotation, molecular function: mannosyl-glycoprotein endo-beta-N-acetylglucosaminidase activity. The transcript is spliced from 14 exons.